Leptinotarsa decemlineata (Colorado potato beetle) is the source of this 902-nucleotide messenger RNA. RefSeq names its product eukaryotic translation initiation factor 1A (gene eIF1A). The record is from RefSeq and is a predicted model, not a curated record. NCBI's taxonomy places the organism in Eukaryota, Metazoa, Arthropoda, Insecta, Coleoptera, Chrysomelidae. Gene Ontology annotation, molecular function: RNA binding; translation initiation factor activity. Gene Ontology annotation, biological process: translational initiation.
GGUUCUGUGCUGUUGUAUGGUUCAUUUUCUUUCAGCGAUUGUCAAGAAAGUGGUCGAAGUGGUCAGUGACAUUUUCUUUGAAUAUUUUGGAAAAUAUUGAUAAGAGGACAUCAAAUUAAAGUGUUACCUUUCAACAAAGAAAAAUGCCGAAAAAUAAAGGUAAAGGAGGUAAAAAUCGUAGAAGGGGUAAAAAUGAAAAUGAAACAGAAAAACGUGAGUUAGUGUUCAAAGAAGAUGGCCAGGAGUAUGCACAAGUGACAAAAAUGUUGGGAAAUGGUAGAUUAGAGGCAAUGUGCUUUGAUGGAGUGAAGAGGUUAUGUCAUAUCAGAGGAAAACUUCGAAAGAAAGUUUGGAUAAAUCAAAGUGACAUUAUCCUUAUUGGGCUGAGAGACUACCAAGAUGCCAAAGCUGAUGUUAUUCUGAAGUAUACACCUGAUGAAGCACGUAAUCUCAAAACCUACGGAGAAUUCCCUGAAUCAGUUAGGAUCAAUGAAACUGUCACCUUUGUUGAGGAAGGUUUUGAUGAAGAUAUUGAAUUCGGUGAUGAUAUUAGUUCAGCAGAUGAAGCUGAUCCAGUGGAUGGUAUAUGAUGCUCUCUGAGCCAUGCAGAUAGUUUAUAAGUAACAGAUUGCGAAUCAAUAAACUUGUCCUCAUCCAGAAUUAUGAUUCAUUCAUUUUGUGUCAACCCUUAAACUUGAUAUCUCGAGUCACGUAGAAAACCAAUCAAUCUAGUGAUAAAAUAUGUUCAUGUAACAAGUAAAUACAUUAUCGGUUGUUGAGUAGUAGUAUUUCAUUUCAUAUAGUAAUCCUAUGUUGUGUUAACUGUUGUAAUUUUGUUGAAGUUUGUAAAAUAUCUUUCAUUUGUGCAACUAAAGAAAGGAAUAAUAAAAUAAUCCAAUUAA